Messenger RNA from Oryza brachyantha (malo sina), 1335 nucleotides. Its product is annotated as ankyrin repeat domain-containing protein 2A-like. Gene Ontology annotation, cellular component: chloroplast outer membrane. The record is from RefSeq and is a predicted model, not a curated record. Gene Ontology annotation, molecular function: protein binding; chloroplast targeting sequence receptor activity. The coding region runs from base 119 to 1111 and encodes 330 amino acids. NCBI's taxonomy places the organism in Eukaryota, Viridiplantae, Streptophyta, Magnoliopsida, Poales, Poaceae. The transcript is spliced from 8 exons. Gene Ontology annotation, biological process: protein targeting to chloroplast.
CGCAUCAGUCGAUCCCCAUCCCCAUCCCCCCUCGCGUCUCCGGCGGCGGCCCGGCGAUCCCUCACCCCGCCGCCGCCUCCUCGCGCGCACCGCCGACGAGCACCUCGGUCCGAAUUGGAUGGAAGACCAGAAGAAAAAUCCGAAACCAGAGGGGUCUUCUGGUUCGCAGAGGGGAGCUCCUUUGGCACCUGAUGCUGGCCUCCCCAAUCCUUUUGAUUUUUCUCAGUUUAGCAACUUGCUCAAUGACCCCUCUAUAAAAGAGAUGGCAGAGCAGAUUGCAAACGAUCCUGUGUUCACUCAGAUGGCCGAGCAGCUUCAGAAAAGUGCUCAGACGACCGGGGAGCAGGGUGGCCCCUCAUUGGAUCCUCAACAGUACAUGGAAACAAUGACACAGGUCAUGCAAAACCCUCAAUUUAUGUCCAUGGCGGAGCGUCUUGGGAAUACACUUAUGCAGGAUCCUGGAAUGUCUAGUAUGCUUGAGAGUUUGACUAGUCCUUCCCAUAAGGAGCUGCUUGAAGAGCGAAUGGCCCGUAUAAAAGAAGAUCCUUCUUUGAAGCCAAUUCUUGAUGAGAUUGAGUCUGGUGGUCCAUCUGCGAUGGUGAAGUACUGGAAUGACCCUGAAGUUCUUCAAAAGAUUGGUCAGGCUAUGUCAAUUAAUUUUCCAGGAGAUGCUGCUACUUCCACUACUCUGUCUGGACCUGAAGAAACUGAGGAGGAUGGUGGAGAUGAUGAUGAUGAGUCCAUUGUUCAUCACACUGCCAGUGUUGGUGAUGCAGAGGGUCUUAAGAAGGCUUUAGAUGAGGGAGCAGACAUGGAUGAAGAAGACGCUGAGGGAAGAAGGGCCUUACAUUUUGCAUGUGGUUAUGGUGAGUUGAAAUGUGCAGAAAUCCUUCUGGAGGCAGGAGCUGCGGUAAACGCACUGGAUAAGAACAAGAACACUCCACUGCAUUACGCUGCUGGAUACGGCCGAAACGAAUGUGUUGAUCUUCUGCUAAAGCAUGGCGCUGCUGUCACCAUCCAAAAUCUUGACGGGAAGACCCCCAUCGAGGUGGCCAAACUCAACAACCAGGACGAGGUCCUCAAGGUGCUCGAGAAGGACGCUUUCCUAUAAACGAAAAAUCCAUGCAGAUCUCACGCUGUCAGGUCAUCAUCACCGGCUCGUCAGUUUACAGUUCAGAUUUUUAAUGCAUACCCGAAUCAUCAACUCUUUUAGCUUUUGGUGUGGUGGUGGUGGUGGUACGUUCGUUUGAACUGUUGUUUGGUGCUCCGGAUUUGUAUCGGCUUCUCUUCCCGUUAUACUGCAAAUUCCUGUUCAUCCUUUGCCAGUUUGCCUCC